Molecule: messenger RNA, 6465 nt
Organism: Symbiodinium sp. CCMP2592
Lineage: Eukaryota; Dinophyceae; Suessiales; Symbiodiniaceae
Source: the annotation of a GenBank genome assembly
AUGUUCCAUCUCUCGUGCCCCCAUGAACGGACCUCGUUCGCUAGCUUGGUGCAUGUCCUGGGGUCUCUGGACCUUCAUGCUGCUCUCGAGCCUCUUCGAGCACGGGGCGUUAAGUCUGCUAGUGAGCUCGAGAACACCCCCAAGACACAGCUGCGGCUGUGGAUCGGUGACACUGCCGUCGACAAGCUGUUCAACCGUUCAGUGGUUCGCACUCGGGCGAGGGCAGAUGCCCCGGUGGUACACCCGUACCAACGCGGUUCGCGCAGUGCGGCCGCGUCAGUGCAGUCAGAGAGCGCGCUGGCGCUCGCAGAUGUCGCGUUUCAAGAAGACAAGUUCGCUAAAACCUCCAGGGGCCCCAGAGAAUCUCGCUGGAAGCUUUGGUGCUCCCUCGCGGAACAGAGGAACCUGCCCCCUCUCCCGGUUACGGUCGAGCUUAUCGACAAGGUCGGCGCCCUUCUCAAGCAAGCACGUUACCGUUCGGCAGCCCAGUACUAUAGCGUGGCAAAAGGGGAACACCGGGCGCAGGGACACGAUUGGUCGCCUGCCCUGGACCACGCAGUUGCUCAAGCAGUUCGGUCGAUCACGAGGGGCAUGGGACCUUCGGCAGCCAAACUGGAUUUCCCUCUGGAGGCGUGCUCCAGGCAGUUCGACAGCGAUAUCGAGGCAGCAUAUGCACGCCUGCAAGUGCCGUCGGCCGCGAGGAUCGACUACCCCUCAGACACAGGCCUUGUGGCCGCAUGGUUUCUCCUUCGCGGACUCGAGAUCUCCUCUGUCUUGUGCGAGGACGUCAGCUUUUCUCGGGAAGGGAUCGUUAGGCUCAACCUCCCGAUCUCCAAGACAGAUCCCACGGCUAGAGGUUGCCAUCGGUCGCACGCCUGCAUCUGUUCGCGAACACAUGACCCAGGUUGUGGCCGCAGUGGUGACGAGGCCCUCCUCUUCACGCCCUUGCAGCAAUGCAACUGUUCCCUUGGCAGGAACCCACUGUGUGCAUAUCAUGCGGCAUUGCGAUGUUCGAUCCGACUCCGCAAGCAGGGUCGCUGGAGUUCGAAGUCACCCUUUUUCGGUGAUGGUUCGGGCCCACCGACCAAAGCCCAGGUCGUGUGGCUGGCCCGCGUGUUCGCAUGGGUCCUGUGCGCAGGCGACCUUCACGAGUGGCCCCGUCAAGUUCUGCAGCGGUGGGCCCAACACGCCUUCCGCGUCGCCGGCGCCCAACUGUUCGCACGGGCCGACCUCGACCUACAUGUCAUCAUGCUGCUGGGUCGAUGGGGAAGCGCCGCUAUUUAUCGUUAUGUUCAGGAGGCUGCCCUGGCGAACCCUUCCCGGGCAUCACAGGCAGUUGCCCUCAGGACUUCAGCUGUGCCCCCAGGUUCGCAAGCUCCGAGAUCAGGCCAUCUGGCUCUAUUGCCGGCAGCUCUCGACCAGAUCAGGGCAGUGGUCGCCGAUUGUUUUCGAGGACAGGGCGUUCUUGUACAUAAUGUUCGCUCCAAACUGGCACACAAGCCUUUUGCUAGUGAGUGUUCGACCCCCUCUGACAAGUGGCGGUCCGCGUGCGGUCUGUGGAACCUCAAGCACCAGCCCCCGAGGGAUCUGACUCAUCCUCAGAUUCAUCGGAAUAGGUCGCCUGCGAUGGCGACGACGGCAACCUUCGACGAGUUGUGCGACAAGGCCGCAGUGCACCCGACGGUUCGCUUGCUCUUCAAGGCCAGAGGGGUCGACGUACCAGGAGUUGUACACCACCUCUUCUCGGACCGCUCCAAGAUCCAGGCUUUCCUGGAUCCGCUGAGGACAGGCGUCGAGUUGGCGGGAGACACAAAGAAGCGGUCGGCCGACGAGCUCUUGAUCGACCAGGCCACCGUUCUCGAGCUGCUGGACGUGAUAGCGGCGACAAAGACAGCAGCCUCCCCAGCAGCCCCGGCCGCACCGGCAGCUUCGACUACGUCGACGAGUUCGUCGGAGAAGUCCCAGGAGUUGCCAGCCGGCUACUGGAACGACUUCGUGACCGAGUACGAGGCCGCGGUGGUCGACGGCAGGAACCGCAAGUUCCCGGCUCACUUGUUGGUAGGAUCCGAGAAGACCUUGGGCCGUAUGGUCGCAGAGAAGAAAUCAGGGCUAUACACCGCGCUGGCCCUCGGCGAGAUUCUCUUUUCGCGCCAUUUCACAGCAUCCAAGCAGGUUAACCCGUUCUCGUCUACGACAAAGCCGGAGACCUCUACCAAGCUGUUCGCGUCAGAGGAUGGCACCCUCUCCAAGGUCGCAAAGACGAUACCAGAGCCGCAAAGACUCGUCACUAUGCUGGACGCAUUCGAGGCCUGCAAGUUCGCCUUCAUGUUCGCACGUUGGGGCCCGAACCCGGAGGUUGCAGUUGCAGACUACUUCGCCUUCUGGGAAGAUUUGACGAGGGACAACCCGUCAAAGUUCGGCCAGAUUCGCCUGUACUGGAAGAAGGCGUCCUGGGAAAUGGCCAUGGCCCUGCGCUCCGGGAAGACGUUCGCGCAGGCUGCCGCCGAGGUGACCUCCCCGCAGGCCAAACAAGACGCUAUGAGUCGCUGGGUUCCAGCGGAACGCCCCUUCAAAGGCAACGAGAAGGGAGGCGAGAAGGGCAAGAAGGGCGAAAGGGCUCUGGCAAAGGCAACGGAUGGGGACAGCAACAACCCAGUCAAGCACGACCCCAGUGUCGCCUGUUCGCUGCCGGUUACUGCAGGUUCGGUGCUAGCUGCAAGUUCGCACACGGGGGUCAGUCUGCGCCCCAAGGGAGUGUCCCUCCCCCACCGUCCAACUAGGGACAGCUCGGACCGCUUCAGCCUAAUCCCUGGUAACAGGUUAGGUCCGCAGGUGCCGAGUCGUUGCAGCAGCCAGGUUCAGACCGCGCGAUCACAGUUCGCGCCCCGCCGAGUCGGAGAGGGGACACAGCACCAGGCUUCCACAUCCGACCCCUCGGCAGCUUCGCCUCAAGCCAAGCCACCCUUCCCACCUCCUCCCCCUGCUCCAGGCCGCAGCAGAGGUACAGGUGCAGGCGACUCCUCUACACAGUCACGCACACCGGUCGUGCUGACCCCCAACUCUUCCACACAGGCGUCGAUGUCUCAUGUGACUCCGCCCAAGCAAGUUCCACAAUACGCGUCGCAGCCUCGUGUGGCUCCGCAACCUGAUACGGCUCAGCAAGCGUUGCAGCCUCAUGUGGCUCCGCCUAACACCCACAGCCAACCACCCGCCAGUCCGGCACCACUUCCAACACAACAACCCCGCUUCCCGGUCGCCGUGCUUAGUUUCUUCGACGGCAUAGCCACGGCCCUGCACGCCGUCAAGAGCUGGGCGAUACGUCCUGUCCUCUCGUGGUCUUGGGAGCUUGACCCGGAGGCCAUCAAGGUCGCGUCUUCUCAGCAUCCUGAGAUGAUUCACCAUGGCGACGUCUUUGGUCGCAAACCUCACGAGGUCCUCGCUGCUCUUUCAGCCUCAGUUCCCAAGGAUACGGUGGUCCUACUCUUUGCAGCUCCCCCGUGUCACGAUUUUUCCCGGAUCCGCAGCGAUCCGCCAGGCACACAAGGUCACGAAGGCUCCAAGUUCACUAAGUUCGCCGCCUGGUUGCUGGAGUUCGUUCAGUCUUCUAGUUUUCGGGUUCUGUUUCUAGUAGAGAACGUGCACAUGUCCGCUUCCCAGCAGCAAGAACUCGACAAGGCUCUUAACUGCCGUGCGUUCGCUUGCGACGCGUCCAGCUGGGGAGUCGUGUCACGACCGAGACUCUGGUGGUCGAACGCGGUGUGUCCUCCCUUGGAGAAUAUACGCGAACCACCGGUCGCUCUAGGAGGCCAAGCACGUUGGCGACGCCUUAACAGACACUGGGAACUUUUGCCGAAUAGCACUCUGUUUCCCCGACAGGUCGCUCAGUCCUGCCCGUUUGCUACUUUUAGUGAGGAGGUUGUUUCGGGUCGCAUUAGGUUCCCUUGCCUUACCACGCCGGCUGAGAACACACAAGGCCGCGAGCCCCCAGGUAAGAAGCGCCGCUCCGAAAGUCCAGGCACAAUGGAGCGCUGGAGAGCAGCCAGCCGCUCCUACCCCCCGUGGCAGUUUCGCACACACGCCUUGGUUAAGGUCGCAGGCAAGAAGGACUUACCCGACCCGGCUACCCGGGAAUGGCUGCAGCUCCUUCCCAGCGGGUACACAGCGGCCGUGUCCCCACACGCCAGGGCGCGGCUACUUGGCAACGCGUGGCACGCAGGAGUCGCCAGACUUCUCGUGCUCAUGGUCCUGUGCCAGGCAGGAGUGAUGGAUGCACACCCAGUUCGCGCUACGGAGUGGUACCCCCAUGUGCCAGACCCUUGCUUCCAGGUCCGGUGGCAUCCCGACGGGAGCCGCCCGCUGCAACGAGUCGCCUCCUGGUGGCUACGGUCCUCAUUGCGAUGGGACCCCAAUGAGCCUCAGGCUGACGAACUCCGUUCCCCAGGUUUGGGCGCGACAGCACACGCCCAGCGGGCGCAACUGUUGACGUUCGCAGACAUAUUCCCAGCACCCCUGAACCCCUGCUUAGCGUGGACCUUCCAGGUGCAAGCAAGGUUAGGCCUCAAGGUGGUACAAGUUCGCGAAGCUGUACUUCGGGACCUGCAAGACCUGGUCGCAGAGUUGCAGGACGACCAGACUGAAGCACUCCAAACCCUGCCUGCGCACGUAGCUUCAGUCUACAAACAAGGUUCGACACAACUCCGGUUCCAGCUCCUGCCUCUGGCGUGGCUGCUCGAACUGUGCCAGUUUCCAGGUCGCAGCGAGCUACUGACCGAGUUGUUCUGGGGUUUCCGCUUGUUAGGCCCUGUAGUUCGGGGUUCCGGCUGGCUUAACAGGGACGACGCUAAGUACGCACGCCCCCUUUCCAAACAAGACUUCCUGGUCGCUAACAGAAAGCUUGCAGUUACCUUGAGACAGCCCUCCAGGCAGCCCGAACACAACGAUCCUAUGCUCGCCGAGCUGGAGAAGGAACGUGACCUAGGCCGCGUGCAAGGCCCGCUCCCCUUAUCCCUCCUUGGGACGGAGCAGGAGCCAUCUUCUAUUCAGGUCGCUCGAGGUUUUGCCGUUGUGCAGAACGACAAAGUUAGGCGUGCAGACGACUGGCUGAGGUCGCUCCAUAAUAGCACCAUUUCGGCAGCCGACACUCCGCCAUACCUCGGAGGCCCGACAGUUGUGGGCGGGGCGCUACAGUGUUCAGAGACUUUCGACGAGCCAGUGCUCCUGGGCGCCAUCGACCACGAAGGGGCCUACAGGUCGUUACCAGUGCGCGAACCCACAGAGUGUGGACUGGUGAUGCCAGGAGAGUCUCCGAGCUUAUGGGCCCACAACGCCCUUCCCUUCGGGUCGGUUGGCUCCGUAUGGGCUUACCUUCGGGUCGCUGACGUCGUUUCGUUCCUGACCAUCACGCUGCUUCUGAUGUUCGCAGCCCACUACGUCGAUGACUUCUUUUCUCUCGAGCGAUCCAGGACAGCCUUGUCCGGGUUCGCAGUCUUUCAAGCGUUCCACAGAGUCCUGGGUUUCCGCAUGAAGGAAGAGAAGUCCAAGGAACCUCGGUUCGCCCAGACACUGUUGGGCAUCGAAUGGACGCUCACCGCCGAGGCUAUCCUCGCCUCCCCCGGAGCUCGCAGGGUGGAGAAGCUGGUGCAAACUAUCAACGAGUUUCUUUCAAGAGGUCGCAUCUCAGCAUCCGAAUGCUCACAGCUGACAGGCAAGCUUUGCUUCACGUGCACAUGGGUCUUCAACCAUGUGGGUCGCAUGCUGCUCCAACCCCUUUACCAGAGGCAGCAUCAUGGUUCACCUGGCUCGAGUCCGCUGACUCCCAGGUUGCAGCAAGCACUACACCAACUGAGAGACCUUUUACCGAGGUUGCAGCCCAGACGGUUCGCAGUGAACCCAGACGAGCGCAGUCGGCCGGUCGCACAUUUGUAUGCUGAUGCAUUCCUGACAGUACACGGAGUUCGCCGUGUUGCUAACAAGUGGCUGCCAGAGCUCCCGCCGGCUCAAGAGCUUCGCACGGCCACCAACGGCUUUGGUGCGAUCGUGUUUUUGCCGGGUCGCCGUCCUUUGGGAUUCAGAGGCGAGGCAUUAGCACAGCUGAUGUCGCUGGCGGUCGUUUGCAAUCUUUUCGACACCCACGUGUGUUGUUGGAUUGACAACACUGCAGCGGAGCACGCGCUCAAUAAGGGCUACUCCAAGGACCUCAGACUCUCGGCUGUCAUUGGAGCUUUUUGGGUUUGGGCUGCUUCAAGGUCGUUGUCAGUUUCGUUUCACAGAGUUUCGAGCGAAGAGAACAUCUCCGACGGCAUCUCGAGGGGAGACCUCGGUGACCUACAGUCCGCUAACGGGGAGUUCCACGAGGUUUCCUUCAAGGAAGUCUGGCCGCUGCUUGAACACUUUCGCGACGACUGCCGGAGCUACUACGAAGAGUUCGCUCAGUUGGUCGAAGUCUUGGCGACACAACUUCGCUGA